AUUAUAAUCCUAGAGACAAAAUGAAAGAAAGAAAACUACAUUUAAAAGUUGCAAAGGUUUGUGGUUCUGUUGUGUUUUCUGAAUUUGGAAAAGAUGGAAAUAAAUUAAUAUCAAUGCCACUAAAAGAAGCUAGUGUAAAAUAUGAAACUUUAUUAAAAAAAAUAACAACAAUGUCUGAAAUGAAUAAAGAAGCUAAACUUAGAGAUUUUUCAGAUUGGUUAAGUGAAUUCCAUUCAAUAAAAUAUUCUGAGGAUAUUGAAAUACCAGGACAGUAUACUGGGAAAAGAAAACCAAUUCCUGAACAUCAUGUAAAGAUUUGUAAUUUUGAUCAAAAGGUUGAUAUUUUGUCAUCUCUUACCAAACCUCGUUGCUUGACAAUACGUGGCAAUGAUCAAAAAGAUUAUAAAUUCUUAGUAAAAUCUGGAGAGGAUCUUAGACAAGAUAGUCGUAUUGAACAACUUUUUGAUGUAAUGAAUGAUAUUUAUCAAUGUAAUGCCAUUUGUUUCCAAAACAAGUUAAAGUUAGAAACAUACCAAGUGAUUCCUCUGACCACAAAAAUUGGCCUUAUUGAGUGGGUUGAUAACACAAAUGUCUUAGGAUCUUUCCUGAAAGAUGCAAUGACUGAUAAAGAGAAAGAAUCAUUUCGGGAAUCGGAUCCAAAAAUGACAUUUUAUAAAUUUUUACUUUCAAAAACAAACAGCAGAGAUAAAAGUAUACCAUUACUUUAUGAAAAUAUUUACAAAAUUGCAGACACAGAAGUUAAUAAAAAAUUCACCGAAUGUAUAAAUAUGAUUCCUUGGGAUUUGUUCAGACGAGCAUUUUUGAAAUUUAGUUCAUCUUUAGAGGCAUUUGUUAUUCUUAGAUAUAAUUUUAUCACUUCUCAUGCAGUUUUAUGUAUAUCCCAAUGGCUAUUGGGAAUUGGUGAUAGACAUACAGGAAAUUUUUUAGUUAGCACUACUAGUGGCAUUGANUUCUAA
Centruroides sculpturatus (bark scorpion) is the source of this 977-nucleotide messenger RNA. RefSeq names its product DNA-dependent protein kinase catalytic subunit-like. The record is from RefSeq and is a predicted model, not a curated record. The transcript has a single exon. Gene Ontology annotation, biological process: intrinsic apoptotic signaling pathway in response to DNA damage; double-strand break repair; telomere maintenance. The coding region runs from base 21 to 977 and encodes 318 amino acids. Gene Ontology annotation, cellular component: nucleus. NCBI's taxonomy places the organism in Eukaryota, Metazoa, Arthropoda, Arachnida, Scorpiones, Buthidae. Gene Ontology annotation, molecular function: protein serine/threonine kinase activity.